AUGCGCACCCCCCGCGCUCCACACCCCACAGCCCCCGCUCGGCCAGGAGUAUUGUAGCGGGGUCUUGUCGCUGUCGCUCCGUCUCUCUCUGGUUCUCUCUUUCUUUUCUUUCUCUCCUGUCCGUCCGUCCGUCUGUCUCUUUCUUUUCUCCCUCGCUCUCUCGCUCUCGUUCUCUCGGUCCCUCCCCACUCCCCCCACACGGGCACGCACACACACGGGCGACACUCGCCCGCUCGCUCCCAGGAACAUGGCGGCGAGUCAGGGCAGCGGCGGCGGCGGCGGCGGCAGCGGCAGCGGCAGCGGCGGCGGGGGUAGUCCGGCUCCGGGGCCCGCGGGGUCGGGGGCGGGCCCGGGGGCGGGCCCGGGCCCGGGCCCGACGCUCUUCAGCCAGCCCUUCUCGGGCGGGCCGCAGUGGCCCCCGGGGAGCCUGCAGCCCCCGCCGGCCGCCGGCCGAAGCCUGGACCGGGCCCUGGAGGAGGCGGGCACUUCGGGCAUCCUGAGCCUCAGCGGCCGCAAGCUCCGCGACUUCCCGGGCUGCGGCUACGACCUCACGGACACCACGCAAGCAGAUCUUUCAAGAAAUCGAUUUACAGAGAUUCCUUCAGAUGUCUGGUUAUUUGCACCACUCGAGACCUUAAAUUUAUAUCAUAAUUGCAUCAAAGCUAUUCCUGAAACCAUAAAAAACCUGCAGAUGUUAACGUACCUUAACAUUAGUCGAAAUCUUUUAUCAACAUUGCCAAAAUAUCUGUUUGAUCUACCGCUAAAAGUUUUGGUUGUCAGUAAUAAUAAACUGGUCUCCAUUCCUGAAGAAAUAGGGAAAUUAAAAGACUUGAUGGAAUUGGAUAUUAGCUGCAAUGAAAUUCAAGUCCUUCCCCAACAAAUAGGCAAAUUACAUUCACUUAGAGAACUAAAUAUAAGAAGAAACAAUCUUCAUAUAUUGCCAGAUGAAUUGGGAGAUCUUCCCUUAGUUAAGCUGGAUUUUUCUUGUAACAAAGUGACAGAAAUUCCAGUUUGUUAUAGGAAACUCCGUCAUUUACAAGUGAUAAUUUUGGAUAACAAUCCAAUGCAGAUACCGCCGGCACAGAUAUGUUUAAAGGGUAAAGUACACAUAUUUAAAUUCUUAAAUAUCCGAGCAUGUUGCAGAAUAGAGAAAAAGCCAGACUCCUUGGAUCUUCCUUCAUUAAGUAAAAGAAUUCCAUCCCAGCCUCUCACAGACAGCAUGGAAGAUUUCUAUCCAAAUAAAAACCACGGUCCUGACUCUGGUAUUGGAAGUGAUAAUGGAGAGAAAAGAUUAUCUACAACUGAACCAUCAGAUGAUGAUACUAUCAGCCUUCACUCUCAAGUAUCAGAAUCAACCAGAGACCAGACUCUAAGAAAUGACAAUCACUUGAUGGGAAGCAAAGUUGAUUCUCAUAAAGACCAGGAGGUGUAUGAUUACAUUGACCCCAACCCAGAAGAUGUAGCGGUUCCUGAGCAAGGAGAUGUGCAUAUUGGAUCAUUUGUCUCUUUUCUGAAGGGGCGAGAAAAAUAUUCUGAGAAAUCUCAGAAGAAUGAAGAAUGGGGAGAUGAGAAAAGGAUUCAGAAAGAGCAAUUCCUUGCAGAAGAAGAGGAUGGUGAUUUGAAGGAAGUUACUGAUUUAAGGAAAAUAGCUGCUCAGUUAUUGCAGCAGGAGCAGAAGAACAGACGGAGACCUUUAAGUUAUAGAACAUCAUUCAGUGAAAAACUCUUCCAGAGGACCAGAGCAGCAGGACGUGCAUCAAGGCUUCUUAAUCAUUCAUCUUCAGUAAACCCAAGAAACAGACCUAAGCAAACUGUGGAAUUUGAAAAAAGUGUCUUGGCAGAUGAAGUAAAUUCCGCAUUGUCACCCUUCAUGUGGCAGCCUUUAGGAAAUCAAAAGGAUCCAGUUGAUGAACAGCAGUGGCCUGAAACUCAACCUGUAAUCUGGCAGAAUGAAGAAAGGAGGCGAAGCAAGCAAAUUAGAAAAGAAUAUUUCAAGUAUAAAUCUUCAAGGAAGAAUUCAAGUGGAAAUGAACAUGAGGAGCAAGACAGUGAUAAUGCUAAUGUGUCCCCACAGUCUCCAGUAUCAUCUGAGGAUUAUGACAGAACUGACAGUUAUUCACACGGUCCAUUUGGCUUGAAGCCUAGAUCAGCUUUCAGCCGUUCAUCUCGCCAGGAAUAUGGGACAGCAGAUCCUGGAUUUACAAUGAGAAGAAAGAUGGAGCAUUUAAGGGAGGAGAGGGAGCAAAUACGACAACUUCGUAACAAUCUUGAAUCGAGGUUAAAAGUAAUUUUGCCUGAUGAUAUUGGAGCAGCAUUAAUGGAUGGAGUAGUUCUUUGCCAUUUAGCCAAUCAUAUAAGGCCACGCUCUGUAGCUAGUAUUCAUGUACCAUCACCAGCAGUGCCUAAACUAAGCAUGGCAAAAUGUCGAAGAAAUGUAGAAAACUUUCUUGAUGCUUGUAAAAAAUUGGGUGUCUCACAGGAAAGACUCUGCUUGCCGCACCAUAUUUUGGAAGAAAGAGGCCUGGUGAAAGUUGGUGUCACAGUUCAGGCUCUCUUGGAGCUGCCCACUACUAAGGCAUCUCAGCUGUCAGCAGCUUGACAUGACUGGAAGCAAUUAUGCAAAAAUACUAGUUUUAUUUAUUUAUACUCAUUUUAAGCACCUCAGCUUUCUGAAUGAGAAUGGCCAAUCAAAAAGUUUUUGUCUAGAACAGUGUCUUUGUUUUAUUAUGUAGAUAACAUUGAAGUCAAAUCAAAGCUUAUGUAAUUAAGCUCCUUUCAAAAUGAGAUUUACAAAGUUUCUCAUGUACUCAAAUUCUUUUUACUGAGUCAGUCAAUAAUGCUUGGUUAUUUUUUUGGAAAAACUAGAUUAUUGGUAAAUCGAAAACGUGGCUUGCGUAUUUUUGAAGCUCAACAUAAUGGUAGAUAUCAGAUAAAUGAAUCCAUUUUUACUACUAAUUCCAAAUAGUCUUAUAUUUGAGUUCUUAAUUACACUCAAAUAUAAUUCUCCAGUCUUUAGGGAGUAAAAUACCUACACAGAACAAAGAGUCGGCAAAAAUCCGAUUCUUUUCGUCUGCUAGGUUGGUGCCAACACAGUUUCAGUUGUGCUGGAGACUGUUUACAUGGGAAGUGCCUGUGUAAUUGAUGACUCUUAGAGUCUUAAAACCUUUUUGGAAUUUCUCUGUGUAUGGAUGUGUUCAUUGGAACUUUGCUGAUAUUUUCCUAGUUUUCUGUCAGGCCAGUGAUGGGUGAGGAUUGAAAUGUGCCUCACGAUGUUUUAUUGCACACUCUUUUUUAGUUCUUUUAUGUUGUCAAAAAAUAAUAUGUGUGAUUUAUUUAUACUAUUUAAUUUUAUGAAACUUAAUCAUCUUUCAAAAUGUAUGAUUACUUGAGUUGUAUUUUAUUUCAUAUUAUAGUGAAACGAGGAUAUGUAGAAUAGUUGAGGUAUUUGAGAACUAAGGAAAUACUGAUCAUCAGGCAUAUUUUAAUACAGCUGCCAAAAUCUCAGGUUUACAUCUUCACUUUCACCCUUGUAAUCACAUCCUUCCUGGCUUCAUGAUACAUCUGCAUAGCAGCAGCAAUCUCCAUAAAGAAUUUAAAAUACAGGACAGCAGUUCGCUUAGCCACCUUUUGGGCAUAUUCAUGUUCACGCAUUGUGCUAUAGAGAUGGCCUGCUUCUGGGUCCCAUAGUUGCCAUUGCAGCCAGUAGGCCAUAUGGAAAUCCACAGCUUGAAGUCUCUCAUGAGUUUAGAGUAAAAAAAUCUUUGAUUUAGAGGUGGUAGAUUUUGAGGAGGCAGCAGUCAGAGAGAGCUCAAAAAUUUGCCUUGUUUGGCCUUUUUCCCCCUAGAAAACUCUGGCUGGUUACUUUUGAGGUAACCAUGCCAAGUACUUUGUCUUAUCCUUCUUAUUAUUAUUUGCACUUGUUACCUCUUAACACAUAUGCAAUUUGAUUUAAAAUUUUGGCCUGGGUAUUUCAAAGAGUUCUAAGUUUGGUGGGAGAAAGGAUGGGGUAAGUGAAGGGGGGAAAGGACGUCCAAGUUUCAUUCUCUAAAUGGAUAAAACCUGUGAAACUAAACAGUGUUGUACUAAGAGCUGAUUCAGGAGCGGUUCUGAUUUUUUCCCCCACUUGGUGAGUAGCCGUGCCAUUUAUCAUUGAAUUUUGGCUUUAGGAUAAACGAUAGUCUUUACAUUUCUCCAGUAGCAAAUCGAUGCUCUUCAGGAAGUAUGUCUCCUGGUGGCUGUAAGAUUUAAAGAAUUAAUUCUAUUUAGUUUAUUUUUCAAAAUAUCUUGAAAUAAUUUUAAACAAAGUUUACUUUGAAGACAGCUCAGUGAAGUAACCGAUCACUGCCUUCUUUGUGAAGUACUUGGACAACCUAUGAAUUUGUGUAAGAAAUGGCUAGGAAGCCGUUUUUUUUAAAACAGAAAUUUGACAGUGUUCCAGUAUUAGUAUCACCAAAAUGCAAUGUCUUAACUCUUUUAUCAUAUCAUUCCCUUUGUGAUCCAGUUAUGACAAUAUUUUGACAAAUAUUUUUAUGUUCCACAUGAGUACACUUCAGUGGAACCCCAGGAAUGUUAUUCACCCUGAAGACAUUUAGGCUAGUACCUUAUUACAUAUAAUUGACUGAGUAAUUAUUUAUUACUUUACAAAGUAGGCUAGAUCCUCGAUAAAAUAUUCUUUGUUGAAAGGCAGAAUUCAUUGUGAGGUGGGAGCUUCCCAUCAUAAUCCAUGGGGGUUUACGUAAUUACCUGCAUAUACCACAAGGCACUUUGUCCUGGAAGAUGGGCCUGUGGCAUAGUUCCCUAGGAUAGCAAUAGAGCAAGGCUCCAAUGUAUUUCUCUUAGUAGAUUUUCAUUGUUGAAACUUGGUGUUGGUGUUUUUGGUGAUGUUUUCUAUUACGAUAUAUUUAUUUCAGCAGUUGCUGGAUUAAGAAUGAUUUAUUUACACUAUAGAAAUUGGAUUUGCUGUUACCUGGGGGAUAGAUUAUCGAGCUUAAAUAUUUUCAUGCAUCCUAAAAUAACAGUACAGUAGAUUGCUACUUCUGUAAGAUUUGAUGACUUUGUGGCACAAGGAAGCGUAAAUGUUAGCUUUGUUAGAAUGGAAACAGAGUAAAAAUGUAUUAAUAUUUGGUUAAUCAUUAUCUUUAAAUACUGUUAAGUUAGUGACCUUUUUUCGACUCGAGUCUUUUGGAAGCUUCGGAAAUGUGUACUAGAUCCUAGCUCUGCCAUAAUCCAUUUUCAUAUGGAUUGAGAAUCUGUUAAACUGCUCAUUGUAAAUUACCUAUGCCAAUCGUGGGUGGAGAAAAUGGAAUGAAAGAAUAAAAGUCUGGGAUAGCAUUUUUUAAUCUUUCUUUUUCUAAUAUCAGAACCCCCAUUUCUUUUCAUGUAGUUGAAAGUUUAAAAGCUGUGCCCCCAUGGUGUGUAUGUAUAACUUUGACCACACAGAAAGCAUUCACACGAGAAGCAUUUCAGUGACAAAUGUCUGUAUAUGUGUAUGUUCGUAUGUUAUUUCAAAAAACAGCUCAAACUGCUUUUGUAUUCCUGAUGAUAAGUAGACCUUUUUACACAAAAUGAAUUUAACUGUAUAUAUUCUAAUAUGCAAUUGGUUGACAGUGGCUUCCGUAUGCAUGGAGAGUAAAGCUGAUAUAAAUUUUGAUGGACUUUGCUGAUUAAAAGAAGCAGCCUGGUGUAGUCAGAGGUUCAGUCCCUAAACCUUAGUGCUUCCUAAAUACUUUUGUCCGUGGUACUUGAUUGGAUUAACCCCAUGAUAGGGAAUAAAACUUUCAUCCUUUUUGUUUUCACAUAAUUCUACUCAAAGCAAAAAAUCUCUGCUCAUACUGCCUCCCUUCCUGGACCGGAAGGUCCUUGAUGGCAACAGCUAGGACUUGGUUUCAUUCUUGUUUCACUACUGCCUACAAAUGUGUUUUGUGAAUACCGUGUGGCCAAUAAAGGUUUAUUGACUUGAAUUUAAUUUCCAGGAUCGAUCACAAGCUUUUAAGAUGAUCUUAAUCGAAUUUUGGAUAAAAAGUGGAUUGUUGUCCAGGGAAAUUAUUUCACUUUAUCCUGUUACUUAGUAGCCUAAUCUUCAGUUUCAAAUUUAGGAAAUUGCUUAACUGGUGAACAAUUUUUGUCAUUGUUGUUGCUCAAUUUGUUCAGUUUAGUCUAAUUCUUUGUGAUCCCAUUUGGGAUUUUCUUGGC
Sarcophilus harrisii (Tasmanian devil) is the source of this 6192-nucleotide messenger RNA. RefSeq names its product leucine rich repeats and calponin homology domain containing 2 (gene LRCH2). Lineage: Eukaryota; Metazoa; Chordata; Mammalia; Dasyuromorphia; Dasyuridae. The record is from RefSeq and is a predicted model, not a curated record. The transcript has 22 exons. Gene Ontology annotation, molecular function: protein binding. The coding region runs from base 248 to 2599 and encodes 783 amino acids.